Amphiprion ocellaris (clown anemonefish) is the source of this 4465-nucleotide messenger RNA. It is a transcript of the gene pfas, whose product is annotated as phosphoribosylformylglycinamidine synthase. Bases 199 to 4152 code for a protein of 1317 amino acids. The transcript has 28 exons. The record is from RefSeq and is a predicted model, not a curated record. NCBI's taxonomy places the organism in Eukaryota, Metazoa, Chordata, Actinopteri, Pomacentridae. Gene Ontology annotation, molecular function: phosphoribosylformylglycinamidine synthase activity. Gene Ontology annotation, biological process: 'de novo' IMP biosynthetic process.
GGUGCAGUUGCAGCAGCUCGCGUGUGAGCAGAGGUCCAUCCUCCAUCCAGUCCUGUUAGUUAGUCCACCCAGCUUCUCAAGUUAAACCUCCUCCAGUCCGUCCCAGGGGAGCAGAACUUUCUCCAGGACUUCCACAACCCAGCAGAACCUCAACUUUUCACCCCAAACUAAGAGCGAACCGCUGAAACUGCCGCGUUCAUGGCUGUGGUGCGGUUCUACAGUAAUGAAGCUGUGGAUGGGCGGGCCUUACAGAGGGCAGCCAAGCUCUACCCGCAUCUGUCAAUCACUGCUGAGCUGUGCUACAACGUGGAACUGACAGGCUGUGAGAGUCUCGACGCCAAGCAGAAGGAGGUUCUCCUCUGGUUGUUUUGUCCUCCUCUGCAGGCUGAGCCACUGUCUGAGAACCCAAACCUCACAGAGGGUAGCGGGGAGAAGCUGGUGGAGAUCGGACCAAGGUUGAAUUUCUCCACCGCCUGGUCCACUAACGCCGUGUCCAUCUGCCAGAGCGCCGGCCUCGCUUUCGUCACACGAGUCGAACGGUCUCGCAGGUUUCUCAUCAAGCCCAAGAAUGGAGAAAACCUCACUGAGCUUGACGGAGACGUGAAGAAGCUGAUCGAGUGUCUGUACGACAGCAUGACCGAGUGCAUCUACCAGCGUCCCAUCACCUCCUUCGCCGUGGAAACCAAACCGCAGUCGGUGUUCGAGGUGGACAUCCUGGGAAAAGGUCGCGCAGCCUUGGAAGCGGCGAACGACGAACUCGGUUUGGCCUUUGACUCCUGGGAUCUGGACUACUACACAUCGAUGUUCCAGAGGAUUGAAAGGAACCCCACCAGUGUGGAGUGUUUUGACCUGGCACAGUCCAACAGCGAGCACAGCCGUCACUGGUUCUUCCGGGGGCGGAUGAUAAUCGACGGGCAGGAGCAGAAGGAGACUCUUUUCAGCCUCAUAAUGGACACACAGCGGCACAGCAACCAGAACAACGUCAUCAAGUUCUGCGACAACAGCAGUGGCAUCAAAGGCUUGGAGCUGGAGUGUGUUUAUCCGAAAGAUCCGUCCCAAGCGAGCGCUUACGAGACACGGCGUUCACUGCGACACGUCAUCUUCACUGCAGAGACUCACAACUUCCCGACUGGUGUAGCGCCGUUCAGUGGUGCCACCACAGGAACCGGAGGUCGAAUCAGAGACGUGCAGAGUGCUGGACGAGGAGGCCACGUCAUCGCUGGGACUGCAGGAUACUGUUUCGGAAACCUUCACAUACCAGGUUACGUUCUGCCCUGGGAGUCUGAAGGUGAAGGCUGGGAGUAUCCGUCCAGCUUCGCUCCUCCGCUGCAGGUUGCCAUCGAGGCCAGCGAUGGAGCUUCAGACUACGGCAACAAGUUUGGAGAACCUGUCCUGUCAGGUUUUGCUCGUUCCUUCGGGAUGCGCCUCGCUAACGGGGAGCGACGGGAGUGGAUCAAGCCGAUCAUGUUCAGCGGUGGUCUCGGUUCUAUUGAAGAUACGUAUGUGAAGAAAGAAGAAGCAGAGCCUGGAAUGGAGGUGGUGAAGAUGGGAGGACCGGUGUACAGGAUCGGUGUAGGAGGAGGAGCGGCCUCUUCGGUUCAAGUGCAGGGGGACAACUGCAGCGACCGGGAUCUGGGUGCCGUCCAGAGAGGAGAUGCUGAGAUGGAGCAGAAGAUGAAUCGAGCUCUCAGGGCCUGUUUGGAAAGAAGCAGCGGGAACCCAAUCUGCAGUAUACAUGACCAGGGGGCAGGAGGAAACGGUAAUGUGCUCAAGGAGCUCAGUGAGCCAGCUGGAGCUGUGAUCUACUGCAGUAAAUUCAAGAAAGGUGACCCCACACUGAGUGUGCUGGAGCUGUGGGGAGCCGAGUAUCAGGAGAGCAACGCUCUGCUGCUGCGUCCAUCAGACAGGUCCUUCCUGGAGAGAGUCUGUCAGAGGGAGAAGUGUCCUGUUGACUUUGUGGGAAACAUCACAGGAGAUGGAAAGAUUGUGCUGGUGGAUGAUGAGGGAGGCAGUGGUGACCAGUCAGGUGGGGGGCGUCACCCUGUCGACCUGCAGCUGGAGUGGGUUCUGGGGAAAAUGCCGCAGAAAGAGUUUAAGAUGGAGCGACUUCCCCCGAAACAUCAGCCUCUGAGUCUUCCUGCUGGACUGACAGUCAAAGAUGCUCUGCUCAGAGUUUUACGUUUGCCUGCUGUGGCGUCCAAACGUUACCUGACCAACAAGGUGGACCGGUCUGUCACUGGGCUGGUUGCCCAGCAACAGUGCGUCGGCCCUCUUCACACCCCAUUGGCCGAUGUGGCUGUUGUUGCUCUGUCGCCAUUUAGCCUGGAGGGAGCAGCGACGGCCAUCGGGGAGCAGCCAAUUAAAGGUCUGGUCUGCCCUGCAGCAGGGGCUCGCAUGGCAGUCGGAGAGGCUCUGACCAAUCUGGUGUUUGCCAGAGUCACAGCACUGAAGGAUGUGAAGUGUAGCGGUAACUGGAUGUGGGCUGCCAAGCUGCCCGGUGAGGGGGCGUCUCUGUGGGAGGCCUGCAGAGCCAUGUGUGAGGUCAUGGGCCAGCUGGGGGUGGCCAUCGACGGAGGCAAGGACUCUCUGAGUAUGGCUGCCAGAGUCGGGAAAGAGACGGUCAAAGCUCCAGGCGCUUUGGUUAUUUCUACAUAUGCUGUUUGUCCUGACAUCACUGCAACGGUGACACCAGAUCUUGAGGAUCCAGAUGGCAAAGGCGUGUUGUUGUGGGUUCCUCUCAGUCCGGGCCGUCACCGUCUAGGAGGUUCUGCCCUGGCUCAGUGCUACAGCCAGCUGGGAGACUGCUCUCCUGACCUGGAUCAGCCACAACUAUUGACUGCCUGCUUCAGCACCACUCAGGAGCUCAUCUGCGAUCGUCUGCUGAGUGCAGGACAUGAUAUCAGCGAUGGAGGCCUCAUUUCCUGCUUGCUAGAGAUGGCGUUUGCAGGAAACCGUGGGAUUGACGUUGAGUUGUCAUCAGAAGGAACUGGAGUCAUGGAGCUGUUGUUCAGCGAGGAGCUUGGUUUGGUUCUGGAGGUUUCGCACUCUGAUUUGGAAACUGUAUGUCAGAGAUACAGCGAUGCAGGCGUUCAGUGUCGUCAUAUCGGCAGGACAUGUGGCUUCGGACCAGAGGCGAUGGUUAGUGUCCGUGUGGAUGGACAGGAGGUGCUGAGAGAGUUGCUGCCUGACCUCAGAGCUCUGUGGGAGGAAACCAGCUUCCAGCUGGAGCGCCUCCAAGCCAAUGGGCUCUGUGUUAAACAGGAAGAGGCGGGUCUAUCCCGGAGGACUGAGCCGUACUUCAAACUGACCUUUGACCCCUCUGAAACGCCCAGCAUCAGGCAGCUUACUACAGAGAAGCCACAUGUUGCUGUGAUCAGAGAGGAGGGCAGCAACGGAGAUCGAGAGAUGUCUGUGUCUCUGUAUAUGGCCGGCUUUGAGGUUUGGGACAUCACCAUGCAGGACUUGUGCUCGGGCUUCGUGACCCUGGACCCAUUUCAGGCAGUUGUGUUUGUCGGUGGAUUCAGCUACGCAGAUGUCCUGGGAUCAGCUAAAGGCUGGGCUGCUACUGUCGCAUACAACCCCAGGGCCAAGGCUGAAUUUGAUCACUUCCGCCGUCGGAUCGACACAUUGAGUCUUGGCGUCUGUAACGGCUGCCAGCUGCUCGCCCUGCUGGGCUGGGUGGGCGAGGAUGGAGCAGAGUCUGAAGUGGUGCUGACUCAUAAUAAGUCUGGCAGGUUUGAGUCCCGGUUUGUCAGCGUUGGGAUCCAGGAGUCUCCGUCCGUCUGGCUCAGAGGCAUGCAGGGCUCUGCUCUGGGAGUCUGGGUUGCACAUGGAGAAGGUCUGAUGCAAUUUCGUAGCUCCCAGGCCCAAGACCGGAUUAUUUCUGGAGGGUUCGCUCCGAUCCGUUACCUUGACGACCAGGGUCACCCGACUGAAGAGUAUCCUCUGAACCCCAACGGCUCUCCGCUGGGCAUCGCGGGGCUCUGCUCCAGGGAUGGGAGGCAUCUGGCCAUGAUGCCCCAUCCGGAGCGCUGCACCCUGGGCUGGCAGUGGCCCUGGGCCCCCAGAGACCUCAGACCUUCUCUCGCACCUUCACCUUGGCUUCGUAUGUUCAGAAACGCAGCUGCCUGGUGCAGCAGCAUAGAGGGAUAAAAGCCCAUUUAUAUAUUGCUGUUCAAUUAGUGGCGGUGUGUCAACUGGAACUACAAGGCUUGUUUACAUUGUGUAAUACACUUUCCCACUCACUGCGGUGCUUGUUUUAGGUCUUAAUGCAAUGUUACUUCCUGCUGUACUUUAUACCUUUGAGGUUGUUAUGGAUUGAUGACUUAAUAUACAUUCCAAGCCUUUAAUUCUAGUCAUCACUGUAUGUUUUAAAAAACUGCACUAAUCAGGUCUGCUGAUUUUAUCACUGUUGCUGCGCUAAAGCAUCAAAAACUGAACUUUCUAAUAAAUAAAUGAAACAGAA